AUGGCUUGCCGGAGCGGUUGCGGCUGCGGCAUCGGUCCACUGAAUGAAGACAACGCUCGGUUCCUGAUGUUAGCGUUGUUCAUCAUCCUCUACCUCCUUUGCGGGGCCGCUGUCUUCUCAGCUCUGGAGCAGCCCAAAGAGCGGGAGGCGAAAGAACGAUGGGAGCAAAGGUUUGAACAUUUCAGUCAAACCUACAACCUGAGUAAGAAAGAGUUGAACAACUUCCUCAAGAACUACGAGGAAGCGAAUAUGGCCGGCAUUCGUGUGGACGCUAUCCGACCUCGUUGGGACUUCCCCGGGGCGUUUUACUUCGUGGGGACCGUUGUUUCAACCAUUGGCUUCGGGAUGACCACGCCAGCAACCAUCGGGGGCAAAGUUUUCCUGAUCUUCUACGGCCUUGUCGGCUGUGCCUCCACCAUCCUCUUCUUCAACCUCUUCCUGGAACGUGUCAUCACCGUCAUCGCCUACGUCCUCAAGUUCUGCCACCAGCGGCGCCGGCGCAUUGCCGUGCUCCCCCCCAGGAGCCGGCGACUCUCCGAGGGCUGCGGAGGCGGCCGGGGCGAAGGCCUAGCGGGCUGGAAGCCCUCGGUCUACUGCGUGAUGCUGAUCCUGGGCGCGGCGGCCAUCUUGGUCUCCUGCUGCGCUUCGGCCAUGUACUCAGCGGUGGAGGGCUGGGGCUACCUGGACUCGCUCUACUUCUGCUUUGUGGCCUUCAGCACCAUCGGUUUUGGGGAUAUGGUGAGCAGCCAGAAGGCUGUGUACGAGGGCUCGUCUAUCGCCUAUCACCUGGGGAACUUCCUGUUCAUCCUGACGGGAGUGUGCUGCAUCUACUCACUCUUCAACGUCAUCUCCAUUGUCAUCAAGCAGGUGCUCAACUGGCUGCUGAGGAGGCUGGAGGCACCCUGCAGUUACUGUCCGGGGAGGGGGGAGGGGGGGCAGAAACAACAGCGGAACCACCGCAGGAACGUGGUGGGGCCCGGGCACCCGCGCAUGAACCGGGAUCUCUCCAUUGAGACGGACGCGGUGAACGAGAGCGAGGCGGACGGGAGGAGGAUGUCUGGGGAGAUGAUCUCCAUGAGGGAUUUCCUGGCAGCCAACAAGGUGAACCUAGCCAUCAUGCAGAAGCAGCUAUCAGAGAUGGCUAAUGGGCAUCCUCGUCAACCAGGCUCCUGCUCCCGCCAUAAUGGCUUCUCUGGCGGCGUGGGUGCACUGGGCAUCAUGAACAAUCGCCUGGCCGAGACCAGUGUGGACAGAUAG
This is a messenger RNA of Hypomesus transpacificus, 1257 nucleotides long. It is a transcript of the gene kcnk13b, whose product is annotated as potassium channel, subfamily K, member 13b. Gene Ontology annotation, molecular function: potassium ion leak channel activity. Gene Ontology annotation, cellular component: membrane. Gene Ontology annotation, biological process: stabilization of membrane potential; potassium ion transmembrane transport. The transcript has 3 exons. The record is from RefSeq and is a predicted model, not a curated record. Bases 1 to 1257 code for a protein of 418 amino acids. NCBI's taxonomy places the organism in Eukaryota, Metazoa, Chordata, Actinopteri, Osmeriformes, Osmeridae.